GCCAGUCUCGAGGCUGAGGCGUGGGGAUGGCUUUCCGCGGCAAGAGACCGGAGCACGGCGGGCCCCCCGAGCUGUUUUACGACAAGAAUGAAGCCCGGAAAUACGUGCGCAACUCACGGAUGAUAGAUGUCCAGACCAAGAUGGCUGGGCGAGCUUUGGAGCUUCUCUAUCUGCCUGAGGGUCAGCCCUGUUACCUUUUGGAUAUUGGCUGUGGUUCUGGGCUGAGUGGAGAUUAUCUUUCGGAUGAAGGGCACUAUUGGGUGGGCAUCGACAUCAGCCCUGCCAUGCUGGAUGCGGCCUUGGACCGGGACACUGAGGGAGACCUGCUUCUGGGGGACAUGGGCCAGGGCAUCCCCUUCAAACCAGGCUCCUUUGAUGGUUGUGUCAGCAUUUCUGCUAUACAGUGGCUCUGUAACGCAAACAAGAAGUCUGACAUCCCUGCCAAGCGUCUGUACUGCUUCUUUUCUUCUCUUUACUCUGUGCUGGUCCGUGGAGCCCGUGCUGUCCUGCAACUGUACCCUGAGAACUCAGAGCAGUUGGAGCUGAUCACAACCCAGGCCACCAAGGCUGGCUUCACGGGUGGCGUGGUGGUGGACUUCCCCAACAGCGCCAAGGCCAAGAAGUUCUACCUCUGCUUGUUUUCUGGGCCUUCAACCUUUCUGCCAAAGCCCCUGAAUGAGAGUAACGACGACGACGAGGAGGUCCAGGAGUCCGAGUUCACGAGGGAGAGACAGGGUGGCUCUCCACUCUCACGAGGUCUCUCAGGUCCAGGGCGGUGUCUCCCGCGCAGGGUCCUGUACAGGAUGGCGAGGCGCGGGAUCGUGAGGAAGAGCCGCGAGUGGGUGCUAGGGAAGAAGGCACGGCGCAGGCGGCAGGGCGAGGACGUCAGACCGGACACCCGGUACACCGGCCGCAAGCGCAGGCCCCGCUUCUGAGCGGUGAGCCGGACAUGUUUGGAGGCCCAGCGACAAGCCUUGUCACCCACCUUGUCGCCCGCCGGGGGUUCUGUCGAAGUGCCUAGUUCCGUUAGCUGACAGAAUACUGUUUCAGGAAAGUUCUCAAGUUCUAACCAUUUCCCUUCACUAACAAAAGUUCUUGUUCUAAAAGCAAUAAACCACUUUUUGUGAA
Neomonachus schauinslandi (Hawaiian monk seal) is the source of this 1128-nucleotide messenger RNA. It is a transcript of the gene BUD23, whose product is annotated as BUD23 rRNA methyltransferase and ribosome maturation factor. Gene Ontology annotation, molecular function: rRNA (guanine) methyltransferase activity. Lineage: Eukaryota; Metazoa; Chordata; Mammalia; Carnivora; Phocidae. The coding region runs from base 27 to 935 and encodes 302 amino acids. Gene Ontology annotation, biological process: rRNA (guanine-N7)-methylation. Gene Ontology annotation, cellular component: nucleolus. The transcript has 13 exons. The record is from RefSeq and is a predicted model, not a curated record.